Messenger RNA from Rhipicephalus microplus (southern cattle tick), 1047 nucleotides. RefSeq names its product zinc finger protein 678-like. NCBI's taxonomy places the organism in Eukaryota, Metazoa, Arthropoda, Arachnida, Ixodida, Ixodidae. The record is from RefSeq and is a predicted model, not a curated record.
AUGCCACUGAGUGGCCCAGUCAUACUGGCAAAGGCAGCGGACUUCGCCCUAAAGCUACACUACGACGACUUCGCUGCUUCAGAUGGGUGGUUGCACCAAUUUCGCGAGCGCUACGACCUCGUUUUCCGUGCUGUGUCGGGUGAAAUGAAUGCCGUCAACAUGAAAACGUGUGAAGGUUGGCACUCCGAAGUGCUUCAAGGCUACAUGAAGGAGUAUUCUCCGCAGGACAUAUUUAUUGCGGAUGAAAGUGCCUUAAUUUUCAAAUCGCUGCCCGUCAAAACUAUCUCGCGCACGCACUCUGGCGAAAAGCCCUACGAAUGCUCGUCGUGCCCUGCAACCUUCGCAAUCAGGGGAAAUCUGAAUGCACACUUGUUGACCCACACUGGCGAACGUCCGCAUCAGUGCGAGGAGUGCGGCAAGAAGUUCGGCCUAAAAGGAGCACUCACACGCCACACGCUGACUCACUCAGGAAAGAGAAAGUAUGGUUGUGAUGAGUGUGGUCAAAAGUUUACCCAGAAGUGUCAUCUCCAGUUGCACAUUCGUAGGCACACCGGUGAGAGGCCGUACGCGUGCCAACUGUGUCCUGCUACUUUCACAUCCUUGACGGCGUUAAAAGAGUACACUAUCACCCACACUGGCGAACUGCCGCACAAAUGCGAUUUAUGCGGGACGAGUUUCACCUCAAGAGGGGCCAUUGCUCAGCACAAGCGCAUUCAUGCGGGUUUCCCAAAGACGUCCGAUUGCGCAGUGCAUGAAAAAAGAAAACGAGCUCCUCCUAAAAAUCGGGAAACGCCUUCGCCUGAAGCACCCAUCACUGAUGAAGCUGCCGAGGUCUCCACCCUGCAAUCUUCGACCACGAAGGAGUGGUACAGGCAGAAAGUGCGUGUAUCGGCGAACAAGGUACAACAGAUGAAAAAGAAGAUCAAGAAACUGCAGCAGAACAAACGAAGACUUUCGAAACGCAUUGAUACUUCUAAGAAUUUCAUCUACCAACUGAAGGAACAGAACCUUUUAUCGGAGAAAGGGUUGGAAGUAUUCCAAGCAUAA